This is a messenger RNA of Dentiscutata erythropus, 176 nucleotides long. The record is from the annotation of a GenBank genome assembly. NCBI's taxonomy places the organism in Eukaryota, Fungi, Glomeromycota, Glomeromycetes, Diversisporales, Gigasporaceae.
AUUUACUGGAUAUUGAGAAAGAGGAAGACAGUAAGAAAAAGGAAGGUAGUAAGAAAAGGAAAGCAGUAAGAAAAAGGGAGGCAGUAAAAAAUAAAAAAGACAUCAAAGUUAACAAAGUUUCAGUACAAUGGGAAUGUGGUUUGUUGGGGAUGUUGGUGCAUUGCUUUGUUCAGUAG